This is a messenger RNA of Fraxinus pennsylvanica, 861 nucleotides long. The record is from the annotation of a GenBank genome assembly. NCBI's taxonomy places the organism in Eukaryota, Viridiplantae, Streptophyta, Magnoliopsida, Lamiales, Oleaceae.
AUGAGUUCUUCCCGGCUACCUGCCUCUAUAAUAGUUCUCUACUGCUUCCUUCUUGUCUCGACCACCACUGCCUUCAACAUCACCAGGCUCCUCGGAAGAUACCCCGAAUUCAGCAACUUUAACGAUCUUUUGACCAAAAAUGGUCUCGCCAGUGAAAUCAAUAGCCGGCAAACCAUCACCAUCCUGGCGGUGUCUAAUGACGCACUCGGAGGUCUUACAGGGAAGCCGGAGGAGGUCCAGAAGGGUGUUCUGAGCAACCAUGUAGUGUUGGAUUAUUAUGAUACCUUGAAACUUCAGAAAAUGAAAAACAAAUCUGUCCUUACCACCCUCUACCAGACCACCGGCGUUGCAUCCGAGGGACAAGGGUUUUUGGGUGUCAGCCACAAGAAUGAUGGAAGCAUUGUGUUCGGCUCUGCCGUCAAGGGCUCCCUGCAAGACACAAAAUUGUUGGGAUCCGUCGCCGCGCAACCAUACAACAUUUCUGUCCUCAGCGUUUCUCAACCCAUUGUGGCUCCUGGAAUUGACGGCAGCUUAAGGCCAAUUGCUUCACCACCAAAGGCGAGCGCCCCAGCCCCAGCCCCUGCCCACAAGAAAAAAUCUCCCCCACCGGUUGAUGCCCCUGCACCAUCUGAUGAUACUACUGCUGAUGUCCCUGCCCCGUCUGAUGGUCCUAACGCGGAUGCUCCUGCACCGGCUGAUGGUCCUAGUGCCGUUGCCCCUGCACCGUCUGAUGGUCCUACCGCUGACGUCCCAACUGCAGAUAGUGAUGAUAAGCCAGCCAAAAAUGCCGCCGGAAAGCUGUCCGGUGCUUCCUUUGGGUUUGCAGUAGUGUUUGCAUCUUUCCUUGCAUUAUUCCACUAA